AUGUCUGCCCCCGCCAACAAGUUCAAGGUCGCCGACAUCUCGCUGGCCGCCUUCGGCCGCCGCGAGAUCGAGCUCGCCGAGAACGAGAUGCCCGGUCUCAUGGCUACUCGCGAGAAGUACGCCGCCGACCAGCCUCUGAAGGGCGCCCGCAUUGCUGGCUGCCUGCACAUGACCAUCCAGACCGCCGUCCUCAUCGAGACCCUGACUGCCCUCGGUGCUGAGGUUACCUGGACCUCCUGCAACAUCUUCUCCACCCAGGACCACGCCGCCGCUGCCAUUGCCGCCUCGGGCGUCCCUGUCUUCGCGUGGAAGGGCGAGACCGAGGAGGAGUACCAGUGGUGCCUUGAGCAGCAGCUCUUCGCCUUCAAGGAUGACAAGAAGCUGAACCUGAUCCUCGACGACGGUGGUGACCUGACCACCCUCGUCCACAAGAAGUACCCCGAGAUGCUUAAGGACUGCUACGGUGUCUCCGAGGAGACCACCACCGGUGUCCACCACCUGUACCGCUCCCUCAAGGAGGGCGGUCUGCUCGUCCCCGCCAUCAACGUCAACGACUCCGUCACCAAGUCCAAGUUCGACAACCUGUACGGCUGCCGCGAGUCGCUCGUCGACGGUAUCAAGCGUGCCACCGAUGUCAUGAUUGCUGGCAAGAUCGCUGUCGUUGCUGGUUUCGGUGACGUCGGCAAGGGCUGCGCCCAGGCUCUCCACUCGAUGGGUGCUCGUGUCAUUGUCACCGAGAUCGACCCCAUCAACGCCCUCCAGGCCGCCGUUUCCGGCUACCAGGUCACCACCAUGGAGGAGGCUGCUCCCAUCGGCCAGAUCUUCGUCACCACCACCGGCUGCCGUGACAUCAUCACCGGUGCCCACUUCGAGGCCAUGCCCAACGACGCCAUUGUCUGCAAUAUUGGCCACUUCGACAUUGAGAUCGACGUUGCCUGGCUCAAGGCCAACGCUGCCUCUGUCCAGAGCAUCAAGCCCCAGGUCGACCGCUUCACCAUGAAGAGCGGCCGCCACAUCAUCCUCCUUGCCGAGGGUCGUCUCGUCAACCUUGGCUGUGCCACCGGCCACUCUUCGUUCGUCAUGUCCUGCUCUUUCACCAACCAGGUCCUUGCCCAGAUCAUGCUGUUCAAGGCCGAGGACAAGGCUUUCGGCGAGAAGUACAUCGAGUUCGCCAAGGCCGGCAAGUUCGACGUCGGCGUCUACGUCCUGCCCAAGAUUCUCGACGAGCAGGUCGCCGCUCUUCACCUGUCCCACGUCAACGCCAAGUUGACCAAGAUGACCCCUGUCCAGGCCGAGUACCUUGGCCUGCCCGUCGAGGGUCCCUACAAGGCCGACCACUACCGCUACUAA
Messenger RNA from Lasiodiplodia theobromae, 1350 nucleotides. RefSeq names its product Adenosylhomocysteinase. Gene Ontology annotation, molecular function: adenosylhomocysteinase activity. Gene Ontology annotation, cellular component: cytosol. Gene Ontology annotation, biological process: L-methionine cycle. Lineage: Eukaryota; Fungi; Ascomycota; Dothideomycetes; Botryosphaeriales; Botryosphaeriaceae. The coding region runs from base 1 to 1350 and encodes 449 amino acids. The record is from RefSeq and is a predicted model, not a curated record. The transcript has 3 exons.